Molecule: messenger RNA, 300 nt
Organism: Clunio marinus
Lineage: Eukaryota; Metazoa; Arthropoda; Insecta; Diptera; Chironomidae
Source: the annotation of a GenBank genome assembly
AUGGCCCUAAAGUUAGUUCAUGAACUGAGGGUGAAAAAGGAAAAAGAUAAAACUCAAUCCAACGUCUUGUAUCGUAUAUUGAAAGAUUCUGUUCUUGUUGUUAAAGAUAAAACAUGUAAAAUACCUGGAAAAAAGCUUCACAGAGCUAAGCUGAGUGUGCACGAGAUAAAUGAGGAAAUGAUUGCAAUCUUGAGUGUGCUCUUACAAGCACAAUCAGCAGCGUAUAACAAGAAUUUAAUGAUAUGCAUGUCAAUUUUUCCAAACUUAAAUGUUUAUACUGACAAUCUAUUACAGAUCUGA